Messenger RNA from Nasonia vitripennis (jewel wasp), 3450 nucleotides. Its product is annotated as presequence protease, mitochondrial. The transcript is spliced from 2 exons. Gene Ontology annotation, cellular component: mitochondrial matrix. The coding region runs from base 235 to 3342 and encodes 1035 amino acids. Lineage: Eukaryota; Metazoa; Arthropoda; Insecta; Hymenoptera; Pteromalidae. Gene Ontology annotation, biological process: protein processing. Gene Ontology annotation, molecular function: metal ion binding. The record is from RefSeq and is a predicted model, not a curated record.
CUCGUGAGUUGAUUUGUAUGUAGCAGUAUAUCUAUAUAGCAUUAGCAGAAAAUAUACGAACCGCGAGAUAUACCUAUAUCAUGUAUUUAUAUUGAUUCCGGGCGGUACUUUCGUUUGUUGAAAAAAGUACAUCCUAAUAUAGCGAAUACUAAUGUAACUAUUGGAUUCCGUUCUUAUAUAACUAUUGUUGAACAAAAGAUAAGAUUUUAUCGAAGGUAAGAAUUAAACACAAAAAUGCUUCGAUAUCCAAUAUUAACAAGAAGUAGCUGGCUAAAAAGUCUGGGUGUGAAGAGUCAAUCCAAAUUUAGUACUUGCAGUGUUUCAACAAAUAUUCAAAGUGUUCUGAAAGAGAAUAAAACAGAAAGGAAUCAUGGUGGCAACUUUAAAGAAGGUCAAAUCCUUCAUGGAUUCAUUGUUGACCAAAUUACUCCAGUCAAAGAAAUGUAUCUCACUGCUAUAAAAUUGACGCAUCUUGGAACCGGUGCACAAUAUCUACAUCUUUCUCGAGAUGACAGCAAUAAUGUGUUUUCUAUUGGAUUCAGAACAACUCCAAAAGAUUCUACAGGGUUACCACAUAUUCUUGAACAUAUAACUCUCUGUGGAAGUGAAAGAUUUCCAUGUAGAGAUCCUUUUUUCAAAAUGCUAAGAAGGUCUUUGGCAACAUUCAUGAAUGCUAUGACAGCACCAGAUUAUACAAUGUAUCCAUUUUCCACACAAAACUUUCAAGAUUUUCAAAAUUUACAAUCCGUUUAUCUGGAUAGUGUAUUCAAACCUAAACUUCGUGAGUUAGAUUUUCGCCAAGAAGGUUGGAGAAUAGAGCAUUCAGAUCCAAAUGAUAAAAAAUCUCCUAUUAUAUUCAAAGGUGUUGUGUACAACGAAAUGAAAGGGGUAUUCAACAAUAAUCAAAAUAUUUUUGUUACACGCUUAUUGAAUUCAAUUUUGCCUAGUCAUACGUACAGUGUAAUAUCAGGUGGUGAUCCCUUGGAGAUUCCUAAAUUGGAAUAUCAAGAUUUGGUCAACUUUCAUGCUACACAUUAUCACCCAUCCAAUGCCCGCUUUUACUCGUAUGGCAACUUUCCACUAGAAGACCAUUUGAAAUUUGUAAAUGAUAAAUAUUUGUUUUUAUCUGACAAAAUCGAUACAUCUUCUACCCAAGUGCCAUCUGAAAAGCGGUGGACUGAACCCAAAAGAGAACAUGUUCUAUGCAGACCUGAUCCGCUAAUUGCAGAUCCUAAUAGACAGAAUUCAAUAGCAAUCGCUAGUCUUUGUAAUGAUAUCAAUGAUGUGCAAGAGACUUUCAAUGUGUAUAUUUUAUCACAAUUAUUACUGGAUGGACCUAAUUCUGCUUUCUACAAGAGCUUGGUGGAUUCCAAUAUUGGUACAGGAUUUGGUCCCAUGACUGGGUAUGAAUCGCAAUGCAAGGAUACUAUUUUUAUAGUAAGUUUACAAGGGGUUCAAGAGCAAGAUUUCAAUAAAGUAGAAAAGAUUUAUAAGGAAACAGUGGCUCAAGUAGCACAAGAAGGGUUUAGUCAAGAUCAUAUUGAUACAGUUCUUCAUGGCAUUGAAUUACAAGUAAAACAUCAAACAUCAAACUAUGGAUUAAAUUUGCUUUUUAAUCUGUCUCCCUUAUGGAAUCAUGAUGGGGAUAUUAUUAAUUCAAUGAAAAUAAAUGAUGCUAUAGCAACAUUCAAAAAAACUAUUCAAAGAGAACCCAAGUACUUACAAUCUUUAGUUGAGAAAUAUUUAUUGCAAAAUGGUCAUCAACUUACACUGACAAUGUCUCCUAGCCAGGACUAUGAAGCACAGCAGAUUGCUGCUGAAAAUAAACUUUUGGAGUCAAAAAUCAAGAAUUUAACUCCCCCCGAACUAGAUCAAAUUUAUGAACAAGGACAAAUUUUACUAUCUGAACAGGAGAAAGAAGAAAAUAUUGAUAGCCUGCCUAGUUUAAAAAUUGAUGAUCUCAAAAAAGAUGUAGAUAGAUAUGAUAUGAUAGAUAUUGAAGUGUCCAAUGUGCCUUUGCAAGUGGCAGUACAACCAACGAAUGGAGUAUGUUAUUAUAGAGGUAUAAUAAAUACUCAGGAUCUUCCAGAUAAUUUGAAGAACUUGCUACCUGUAUUUAACAAUGUAGUUACCAAAAUGGGUACUGAAAAGUAUGAUUAUCGAAACUGGGAUAGAGUUGUACAAUUGCAUACUGGAGGAUUAAAUUUUUCAAAUCACAUUGCUGAAAUGAAAGAUGAUUCACAUAAAUACGAAGAAGGAAUAUUAAUAAAUUCUUAUUGUCUUGAUCACAAUGCAAACUCAAUGUGGGAAUUGUGGGAAGAGCUAUUCAAUGGAGUAAAAUUAACUGAUCUUGCAAGAUUUGAAACUUUGGUGAAAAUAAGUGCAGCUGAUUUAACUAAUGGAAUUACAAGUGCAGGCCAUUUGUAUGCUAUGAGUUCGGCUUCAAGCUUGGUGUCACCUGUAGCCAGAUUAAAAGAGAGCCUUUCAGGUUUAGAAUAUAUCAAUAGGAUGAAGUCAAUUGCUCAGAUGAAAGACAUGUCACUUAUACUCGAACAAAUACAACAAAUUUCUGAUCAAGUUUUGAAAAAAUCACAUUUGAGAUCAGCAAUUAAUUUAACAAAUGAAUCAAAAGAUGAUAUAAUAAAUGGCAUGGAAGCUUUUUAUGGGGCUAUAAAAGGCUCAACAACAACUAAACAUGUUCUUAUAUCAGAAGAUGAUCCCAUCAAAUCCAACAAUAAUGCUGUGCAUCAUGUUCUUCCUUAUGCAGUAAAUUAUGCAUCAAAAGUAAUUUUAACUGUCCCCUAUCUUGAUCCUGAACAUGCGCCCUUACAAGUGCUUUCCCAGUUAAUUUCAUCGAUCUACUUGCAUCCUGAAGUGAGAGAAAAAGGUGGUGCUUAUGGAGGAGGUGCAAGCUUGGGAUCAGAUGGUUCCUUUAGGUACUACUCUUACAGAGAUCCCAAUUCCACACGUACAUUAGAUAUAUUUGAUGGAACUUGGGACUUUCUAUCAAAAUACAACAUCUCUGACAGUGAAAUUGUGGAAGCUAAAUUGGGAUUGUUCCAAAAAAUUGAUUCCCCUGUAGCACCAGGAAGUCGUGGAAUGACUAAAUUUACAAAUGGUUUAUCUUACGAUGAUAUUCAGCACCAUAGAGAGCAAAUAAAAGCUGUGUCUAGAGAACAAUUGUUAUACGUGGCUAAGAAAUAUUUGAGUCCAGAUGCAAGCAAUGUUAAAGUUGGAAGAGCAUUGAUUGGUCCCCACAACCCAGAUUUGAAAUCAAGGCAUUCUGAAAAUUGGAUAACUUUAGAUCAAGAAGAACAAAGUCAAGCUCAAGCUGUCAAAUAAAUGAAAUAAUGAAAUAAAUGUUAUUAUGUUGAUGAGUUGAUUAAUAAUUUUGUAAUUUAUAGAAUGUACAGAAAAAUAUUUGUUAAAUAAAAUUCUUUUUUUAAUAAA